Molecule: messenger RNA, 1377 nt
Organism: Pteropus alecto (black flying fox)
Lineage: Eukaryota; Metazoa; Chordata; Mammalia; Chiroptera; Pteropodidae
Product: anthrax toxin receptor like
Exons: 16
Coding region: 1-1377 (458 amino acids)
Cellular component (GO): membrane
Molecular function (GO): signaling receptor activity
Source: RefSeq, a predicted model, not a curated record
AUGAACAAGGGAAGCUUCCUAUACAGCGUCUCAGGAUCCAGAGACUUCCAACACCUGGGCCUGAGUUGGGAAAGCCUCCACAGCCACCUCAGCCUGGACCGGGGAAGCUUCCACCACCGCCGCAGCCUAGGUGCCUGGCUGCAGGAGAAACACACAAAAGACAAGAAAUCCUGCCAGAGCUCAUAUAACCUCUACUUCAUCUUGGACAAGUCGGGCAGUGUGAACAACAACUGGAUGGACAUCUACAACCUUGUGGAAGAGGUGGUAAAGAAGCUUGAAAACCCGAAACUGCGGAUGUCCUUCAUCACUUUCUCCACAUAUGGCCAAACCCUCAUGAAGCUCACCUCAGACAAAAAAAAAAUAGAAGAAGGUCUUAUCAAACUUCGGAAUGUAGUGCCUUCAGGAGCCACACACAUGCAGGAAGGAUUUAAAAAGGCAAAUGAGCAGAUUGAACAAGCAAACUCUGGCGGAAACAAGGUUCCCUCCACGAUUAUCGCUCUGACCGAUGGAACACUGACAGCAGGGCCAUUUCAAGAGACAAUGGAUCAAAUUGAGAAGGCUCGGAAAAUGGGAGCUAUUAUUAUCGGUGUGGGUGUAGAAGGCUAUAAGGAAGAACAGCUACUGGCAAUUGCAGACACCAAGGAACAUGCAUUUGGAGUAAAAUCUGGAUUCAAGUCUUUAAAAAACAUCGUUGAUUCAGUCACAAACAAGGCCUGUAUUGAGGUUACAAGUAUGGAGACUACCAAGACCUGUUUAAAAGAAAACUAUGAAUUGAUGAUUUCUGGGAAAGGCUUUAAUAAUGCAAGGAACAAGGACCAAGCUCUUUGUAGAUUUAAGUUCAGCGAAACGAUAUUCUUCGAUAAACAAGCCACAUCUGUGGAAGAUACCAACAUAAGAUGUCCAGGAGUAAACGUAGACAAUCCAGACCAGGAAGUCUUCGUGGAAGUUAGCCUGGACAAUGGCGCCAGCUUCAUCAAUGACAAUAUUAGCAUCAUCAUUCUUGUCCGAAAUCAACCCUCUGUACUUCCUUGCACUCAUUCCACUCUUGAUCUUCUUCCUGUGGCUGCUCUGGUGCCUCUCACGGUCAUGCUGCAGGAAGAUCCCAAACAGUUUGUGACACAAAGUGACUACCUCUUUCCCAAACACACAAGUUGCUUGGCCCCUGCCCCAGGUCCAGGUGGCAGUGAUGUCUUAGGCAAACUGGAUACCUUGUGUGACUUUGUUCAAGGCUGCGACCAGGUGCCAUUGAUGUGUUGUAAGCCCAAAAACAAGAUCAGGGCCAAGACCCUGGUAAAGACUCAGGUGCCAGUAGCUAAUGUCAUCUUGCCUUGUCCCAGCGGAGGAGGGGAAUAUGAGUUCAGAGACAUCAAAAAGUAG